AUGCUCGCAAAGUCUCUGAUUUAUUUGGAGGAGGCCAUGAUCUGGACUAUGACUCCAGAACAGGCUGCUGAGGCAGCAGUUAGAGCAGUUGCAGAGGCAGAAGCUGAAAAAGUAGCAAGAGAGGUUGAAGCAGCAGAAGCUUACACAGAAGCAGCUAUGAAGGCAAUGAAAGGAAGGAUGACAGUUUUGUCAGAGUUUGUCAAUGCCAUUUUCCUCGAAGUUUCUACUUUGUGGUCAAAUCUGUUAGCAGUAGGAUUGUUGAAAAAAUGGAACAGGAGUCGCUGGCCCGUUCAAGAAUUCUUAUUUGUGUUCUCUGUUCUUGGACGUGAACGUGAUGAGUUGCACAAAGAUAUAGAACAAUUGUGUAUGCAGCAAGCUGGACCUGGCUAUCUUGCUGUCGCCACUAGAAUGCAUUUUCAAAGGACAGCUGGAUUGGAGCAGGAGGUUGAUAAUUUGAAGAAGCAGUUGGCUGCUUGCUCAAGAGAUAAUCUUAAUCUUCAAGAGGAGCUUUCUGAGGCUUACCGAAUUAAAACCCAAUUGGCCGAACUACACCAAGCAGAGGCUGCAAAGAAUAUGGAGGCGGAGAAGCAGGUUAAGUUUUUCCAAGGCUGUGUAGCUGCUGCUUUUGCUGAGCGUGAUAACUCGAUAAUGGAGGCUGAAAAGGCAAAGGAGAAGGAGGAGUCCAUGUCCCUGAAAUUUAAUGAAAUUCAGCAGAGUCUGGAGAUUAUGAUGUUAGAAGCGCUUAAUUCAGACGUUCUUGAACAGAAGAGACUUAAUGAUGCACUUGAGACUGAUCUGUCAAAGCAAGAAGAGCAGAUUGAGAGUUUCAAGAAGGUUGUCAACAAAUUUUAUGAGAUCAGGCAGCAUUCUCUCAAGGGAUUUGAGGAUACAAGUUGGGAUGAUAAAUGUGCAUGUCUGUUACAUGAUUCAGAAGAAAUGUGGAGUUAUAAUGAUGCCUCCACUUCUAAAUACGUCAGUGCAUUAGAAGAAGAGGUGGAGAGACUGAGGAACUCUCUGGAUAAGCUUCAAAGCAAACUGCGAGUGGGUUUGGAAAUUGAAAAUCACUUAAAGAAGGAAGUUCGUGAACUUGAAAAGAAGCAAGUUCUUUGGGACAAAAUGGUUAUGAAUGGGAUAGAAGAACUACGUCAUUACCAUUCUCAGCAUAAAGCUCAAAUCAAGAGCUUACUUGGUGAGGAAAGAUCUUAUCUCAAAUCGAUCAUUGAUAUGGCAGAAGAAAAGAUCAAGCAAUUCGAUGUGACCAGAGAACAGAAUUUGGAGCCUUGUAGAGUUGUAAAACUGCAAGAAAAUGAAUUUCGAGAUGUGCAUAUGAGUGCUGAUGCGGAUCCUGCCUUGGCAUCCAAGUGUGCAUGGGGGGUGACCGUACCCUUGGGCUCUGCUACUGAGUGGUUCCUUAUUGGUGCCGUUGCCCUACAGCCAGGGGCGUACAGAAGCCACGGGGCAGCUAGAGUUGACAGUGGGCGUAAUAAGCUGGGAGGAAGAAGAAACGAUGAAGGCUCACUUGAUAUUGUGGCUGAUAAAGAGGGCAACACGUCCAAAGCCUUUGCACAGGCAUUGCAAGAGAAGGUUGCAGCAUUAUUGCUUUUAUCUCAGCAAGAAGAAAGACAUUUACUUGAGGGAAAUGUCAGUGUGGCUCUUCAGAAAAAGACACAGGAGCUUCAAAGAAACUUACUUCAAGUCACCAAUGAAAAGGUUAAAGCUCUUAUGGAGUUGGCGCAGUUAAAGCUUGAAUAUCAACAACUUCAAGAGAAAGUCGGCAGCGAGGUAAAACCAGAAUUUUUGGCUGACACUGGGGAGAGAAGACUUUCUACUCGUGAAACAGAUGGAAAGAUAAGAAACCUGCUAAAGAGGACAUAUCUAAGACGUUGGAUGGGCACACUCGAUUUUAGUGGAAAUGAAGCUAAAGCUUCCCUGAGUGGUGAAGGGAAUUUCUCUGGGAAAAGGUCAAAUGACAUCGAUUUUGCCAGGUUAGUAAAACUUGUUGAAUUCCUCAACUGA
This is a messenger RNA of Dovyalis caffra, 2016 nucleotides long. NCBI's taxonomy places the organism in Eukaryota, Viridiplantae, Streptophyta, Magnoliopsida, Malpighiales, Salicaceae. The record is from the annotation of a GenBank genome assembly.